GAGAGCACCGAGCCCAUUUUUCAAGUCCGUGGCCCUUCGGCCCCGCUCGGGUCCGUAGAAACGAGCCCACUCUGAUGGUAUAUAACACCGGGUAGGGAUAAAGAAAGCAAUGGUGGGGGCAGGGCCGCUGAGUUCUGCUCAGUGCCCGAUGCACCGUCGAUCGGUGUGUGUCUGUUGUAAUCUUUUCCGUUCAUUUUUUUUCCUUAUUCUGUCUUCUUGCAUCACGCGAUUCUUUUUUUGUUGUUGUUCUCUUUCUGAGAGGUAAAAACAGUCUCCGAUUAAAUACGGAUAAGUAAAUCUGUAAAAAGGAGAGAAAGAAGUGAAGAACUUUGUUAAUUAUAGUUUCUUUUUUUUUUUUUUCAAUCAUCCUAAUUCUCAUACGAAGAGACUCUCUCACCAAUCGAAAGGAUGAUUUUGUUUUGCGUUAGAUUAGAUAUUCAUAGAUAGAAAGAAAGGUGUUUGAGAAUGCGUUUGCAUUCACUUGGAACUAUCGCGGAGACGUUCGGUGGAUCGCGAGGCUGUUGUUACGCGUGCAACAAGUGGUACUCGUUGUCGAUGACGACAGGGCAAUGCAACGACCGACCAUGGACCUUUUAAAAAUAGUCAUUGUCCUGUGAACAUUUGUCUAAAUAGUGAAUAGUGUGGGUUUUACAAGGACGAUAAAUAAAUAGACAAUAAUAUAGAACACACAUAUAUAUAUAUCUAUAUAAAACUGUUGAAAAGUAUCUUUCUCUUUGGGAAAAAAAAGUGGCUCGAGGUCGUGCCUUGAGCACGAAUCUUCGAAUUCUUCUCUUGGCUCGUGGCACGCGAUGCGAGAGGCGAUCCUCAGCCUCGUGUAACGUCGUCUGUGAUCGUGUCGACCACGACUACUGGGUUGUUACCAUCAUUAUAAUAACCCACACUCUAUUUUUCCAUAUUUAAAAAAAUAACAAUCUAAACCUCGAGAACAAUUCGUGUCACUCGGUAACAUCUCGACAACAACAAUAACAACAAAAAAAGAAAAACAUUCCAUCUUUAGCGAUGAUAUUAACGUUGAGAUUGCAUUCCCAUCAAAAAUUAUUUAAUAUUAUCCUUGAGUGGUUAUCUACAUCAUCAUCGGCCAGGUCAGUUGUUUGACCAAGAAUCAACAAGUGAUCACAAAACACCGUGCUUUACGCGGAAAGAAACAAUAGGAACAAUAAAGAAAACGUAUUAAGCGUGAAAAGUAAAAGUGUAAAGAACCUGUAAAUAUUUCAGGCCCCUGUGCGUCAUCCUUACUUGAAAGGAGUGGGGGAGUGUAGGGGAGGGGGGAACAACAAAGGUCCUCUCUCAGGGUCGUUGAAAAUAAUGUGUCUUCAUUUUUCGAAAAAGAACUUGAGAAUCGAGAGCGCAUAUAGUAGUCGACCAUGAUGAAGUUCAAAUCGCUGUUUCGCAGAGGACAGCAAAGCCAGCAGCAGCAGCAGCAACAACAGCAGCAGCAGCAGCAACAGCAGCAGCAGCAGCAGCAAUCAACGCAGGGCACACAACAACAACAACAACCACAACAGCAACAGGUCCCCCUGCGUCAGGCCCCGAGCGCCUCCUCGCUUGAAACAAAAACUGAGAAUUUAUCGACAGAAAACUGGAGUUCAAUCGGUAAAGAAGUUCCCAAAAGCAACGCAAAGAACCAGCAACAGCAUCACAAAGGACCCGCUAAGGGGUCCAGGAUGCAGGAGCUGGAACGGGAGAUCGAGGUCUUACGAAAGGAUCGUGCCCGGCUUGAGGCUGAAUUAACAGAAGCAUCUAAUGACGCUCAAUCUCUACGCGAGCUCAUAAUUGAACUCGACUCUCUCAAGGAGCAGCAUAGUCUGGAGUUAGAUCGUCUUACAGAAGAGAAUGAAGCUCUUCGCGCCCGUCUUAGGAAUGUAGCUCAUUCUCCGUUAUCUGAUUCAGAGAAGCAACAGUUGCUAUUAGAUGCAUCAAGGCUUCAUAAUUCUGCACCAGCUUCGAUUGCUAUACCUCAAGAUGAUAGCUGUACGCCAAAUGCAAAUAUAUCACAAGAUAAUGCGCAAUGCACGACUCCGGAUUGGGAUAAACAUUCCUCUAGCUCUAUAUCAGAAGUUUCAGUGGCUUGUCUUCAAGACAGAAUACUACAAAUGGAAGAAACGCAUUAUUCAACUAAUGAAGAGCUACAGGCAACUAUUCAAGAAUUGAGCGAUUUACAGGCUCAAUUGACCGAGUUACAAGCUGAUAAUGAAAGAUUAACAGAAGAAAAGGGUGUUCUUUUGGAAUCAUUAUGUCGACAAACAGAAAAACUUGAAGAUUCAAGAUCUAAAGUUGAUACAUUACAAGGACUUUUGUUAAGAGAAGAACAACCUCAAGAAUCUUCUAAGGGUUAUAACACAGAAAGGGAACAAAAAUUAGUCGACUUGUUAAAAAGUGCUCAAGAAGAACGAGAGGCUUUGCUUCAAAAACAAGAAGAAUUAACAUCAGAAUUGAAAAAUUUAAGAACAACUGCCGACGCGAAUGCCACUGAAGCUGAGAGAUUAAGAAAAUGUGUCAAUUUGCUUGAAUCAACUAUAGAAACAGUCAAUAUAGAACGUAAACAAUUAGAUGUAGAAUUAGCAGAAGCACGUCAAGAGGGUGCAAACAGAAGCAUAGAAAUAAGCAGAUUAGCUACCUUGUUGGAUAAUGCCAGAGCUAAGAUAGAAGAAUUAGAGCAAUCAAGACAAGUAGAGAAUAAAAGUGAAGCUGACGAAUUAUUAGAUGCUGCUAGACGUGAAAAGGAUACAUUAGAAACACAAGCAGCAGCUUUGCAAGAACAACUAGCACGUUCACAUUGUGAUCAUGAUCGUCUUAGGGAUCAAUAUUCUCAGCUUCAAGAAGAAUACAAGGUUGCUCGAAAUAAUGCUAAAUCAGCUAUUGACGACUUGGAAUAUAGAUUAAAUCAAUUAAAAGAUGAACGACUUUCUGUUAGUACAGAAUUACAAUUAGUAAGAGACUCUUUAGCAGAAUUACAAACACAAUGUCAACGACAUCUAGAAGAUAAAAGAGAAUUGAAGGCUGCUCUUAGUGAAGCACAAAGAAGAGAACGCGAGGCACAGACUCAUCAGUACGAGUUGGAACGUGCUUUAGCUGAGGAACGUAAAUUGAGACAAGAAGAAAGUGCUGAGUGGGAACAAUUCCAGACGGAUUUACUUAUGACAGUUAGAGUUGCUAAUGACUUCAAAACUGAGGCCCAAAGUGAAUUAGAACGUGUGGUACUGGAAAACAAAACGCAAAGAGAUAAAUUAAGAUCAUUAGAGGCUCAACUAGAUAAACUCAAUAAAGGCAAUACCACAGUGUCCAACAAUAAAAUAUUUGAUACUACUAGCAGAAGUAAACGAAAACCGACUAGUAUAAUAUUGAAACGUGGACGUACCAUUACAAAACGUCCUUACGAGAUAAGAAGACACAUGCCACCUAAUAAUUUUGUUCAAAAAAUCAUCAAAGAUAAUUCAUACAAGUUAAUAAAUAAACAUAUCGAACUUACUCCUAUCGAUGCAACAACAAAGGAUGAAAAUAUUACAAAGUUACGUAAAGAUGAAACAGAUUUAGGCAGUCCGUGUUCUGUCAAAGAAGUUAUUAAUGUUGACGAAAAAUUAAUGUCUGGUAAAGAGAUUGAAUUUUGUCCAGCUUCUCCCAUCAAAACUAAAAGUCCUGAUAGAAAUACUGGACUAAGUGUACUCGAAAGUAAGAAUGUAGAUUCAACGAAGGAAGAAAAUAUUAAUGAAAAAUUAUCUACUAAAAAACCUAUAAAUAUACAGGAGAGAGAAGAACUAUAUUCGGAGAUAAAUAAUAGUACGAAUAUGGAUAUAGAAAAGACUUUAGAAAAUGAGAAUAAUCAUCGUAAACUUUAUAUUCCUAGAUCACUUAGCAUGUAUAAAAAUAUAACUUCUAAAAGCUCUCUAUUAAAUAGUAUUAAAGGAAUUCAAACUAAUGAUCAAAAUUCAUAUGGCAUUAAUAUUUCUAACAGUCAAUUUUUCGUACCGAAAAAUUAUGUAUAUUCCGACAUUGAUACUUCAAUGGAUGAUCUCAAAUUUGAAGUUGAUCCUGAGAUGAGCAAAUUAUUGCAAAAUAGUACUACAAAGAAAAUACUUAACAAUGAAACUGAUUCAAAUGCAAUCUCAGAAAUAAUUUCUUGUGAAAAAUCUUCUACGAAAGAUUCAUCGAUGAUAUGUGAAGAAACUGUUACCAAAGAUAUUCUUACGUUGGAUAAUAAAGAAAACAACUCGUCGUAUGAACUUACGAAAGAAAAUAAUUCAAUGGAAGAAAUUGUUAAUUUGACUGAUAAAAAGAAACGAUUAUUUUUAAAAAAAUUUGAAUCUAAACCUAGUAGCGAAAUAGUUGAUUCACUUUUGGAUAAUAUACAAUAUAGACCAAAAUUGAAUCGGAACAAUUAUUUGCGACAUAAGAAUUUUUCUAAUUCAUUAGAUAAUCUUGAUAUCUAUAAAAUAACUCAUAACAAUGUUGACAAUAUACAGACUCAUAGAAGUUACGAAUCUCUUCCAAUAAUUGAUUACGAAGUGAAAAAUAAAACAGAAAAUAAAGUAGAAAAUACCAAGGAAAAUCAAUCUAAUCUAAACGAUGAAAAACAAAAUAAUAUUUCUACCAAUGAUAGUAGUGACAAAUCUCCUGUAAAAUCUGAUUAUCGUUCAACGUAUGAUACGAAUAAUACACAUGCAUCAAUUUACAGACAAAGGAAUAUUGAAACAAAAUUUCAAACAACUACGAUUACCAGCAAGAAUAAAGAUAACAAUUACAGUUCAAAUAAUAUUUCAACUAAAUUUCAUUUAGAAAAAGAUCAAUUCAAAAAUGUAGAUUCUUUGAAUUGUCGAAGAAAGAGUACAGGAAAAUCAAUGUAUGAAUUUAACAAAUCGAAAUCUUUUCAAUAUCCAAAACAUAAUUAUUUAGAAAAACGUAAUUCUUAUCCAUCUGCUGUAUCAUCUAUGAAACAUAUUCCUAUAUCUUCUAUUUGCAAUACGACGAUGCAUUCAAUGACACCAUCAUCAUACACAUCAAGUAGAAAUUCAUCUUAUACUUUAAGAGACAACACUCAUCAAACAUCCGAACAAUAUUCUCCUACUAGAAUGUUAAAGAAAUCAUUUAAAGAUAUAUCCAAAUACAACAAUGAUUUACAAAGUGACAGAUAUUUAGCUCUAUGCGAAGCUAAUCGUUUGAAACGUUUAAAAUUUUUACGAAUGAAUUUACAAACGGAUUACGAUAUAAUAGAAGAUAAAAAGAUACAAGUUAGUAGUAACAGUCAUGUUAGAAAAACAUCAUCAACAACAAACGGUGGCAAUUAUAGUACGAGUAUUGUACCAGAUGUAUCACAAAAUGAUAGUAAUUUUUCCUUGCUAAGCAAGGAUCGAAUGAUAGGUCGUACAUCAUCCUUGAGAGACAAAUUUGAGACUAUCAUUGAAGAUGUGGAACUGAGAGCUGGUCGACGUUCACUAAUAGGAAAAACUUGCGACCAUCGGGUCGAUUUUUCAGCAAAUCAAAAAGUUGUACAACAGCCACCACCACCACCAUCAUCAAGGCCAGCAAGUACACCAACAGAAACUACACAACAGUGUGUAUUAACAAGUGUACGAAAGGCUAAUAUUUCGCGCCAAGAUUCCAGAUUAUCUGUUAAAUGUUUAAUAGAAAGUAUUGAAAAUGCAACAAAACAAGCUAAAGCUGGACCUGGAAGCCGCAGCAGUUCAACGUCAUCUUUGAAUUCCAUUGGAACAAAUGAUAUAAUGACACUGAAAUCUCCCUUAAGAGAUCAACAACAGAUAAAUAAUUUAAUUUGUACAUCAAAUUCACCAAAUAAUAAUAAAACACAGACGGCUAUUAAUAGGAAACCAUUAUCAGAAACAAAAUCAGCAGUACCUGUGGUUUUAAGUCCUGGUGAACUUUUGGAUUCUGCUGCACUAAAUGUCAAGGCUAUUGAUUUUGUUCGUCGAAAUAGUGUGGCAGAUUUGUCAGAACGUAAAGAUCCAUUAUGCGGUUUAAUCAAGAAUGGAGGUUCAAAGAGAAAUGCAUUACUUAAGUGGUGUCAAAACAAAACAUUAGGCUAUCGAAAUAUCGAUAUAACUAAUUUUAGCAGCUCUUGGAAUGAUGGCUUAGCUCUUUGUGCUAUUCUUCAUUCUUAUCUACCAUAUAAAGUACCGUAUGAUACUUUAACGCCUGCCGAAAAAAGAAAAAACUUUUCCAUCGCAUUCUCUGCAGCUGAAAGCGUUGGCAUACCAACUACUUUGAACAUAGGAGAAAUGUGUCAACUGGAACGACCUGAUUGGCAACAAGUCAUGACAUAUGUGACUAGUAUUUAUAAACAUUUUGAAACGUAAUCGUGGUCAUUAUCAAAGAUAUCAUCAUCAAGCUGUAUCAUCAUCUUUUUCCAUCGAAUCCUCUUACAUUUAUUUGAGUGAUCAAGAACAACGGCAUCUAGUCAACAACUAAAUUCUGCAAGAUACAAUUUUAUACGAAUUUUUUAUUAUUGCUGGAUUAGAGCACUGCCUAAUUACACUGUAUAUAUAGCUUUAUGUGAAAGGAUCUUAUUAAAUCAUACAGAGAAUUCGAUGGAAGACUAUACAUACACACCAAAUGGAAUUGCUUUUUAUCAUGAGACUGAAAAACUUAUUUACACAUGUGUACGCAUACAUAUACUAUGUAUAGUUAAAAACCAAGAAAUAUGGAUAUUUAAAUCUAACGAAAGUAUAUAAAACAAAUACCUUUUAUAUAUAAAUAUAUAAAAGGAAAAAUUAUAUAUAUAAUAUAUAUAUAUAUAUAAUUAAAAAUGCAAACUUCACGACCUUCUAUAAUAAAUAUAUAAACUGUGCUUUGCAGUGUCUUCUUGGCAGAACUAUGUUAUAUGCAUUGCAACACGUUAUGCAUUGCAAAUGCGAAAAUACAUGUUUACAUAGUAGAGUCUUACAUAUUUGCAAAUAAUAAAUGUCAAGUAUUUGCGUUCCUCAUACUGUAUUUUUGUACUUGGAUUAUUUUUCGAAAUACUUUUGUAAAUUUACGAACGAUGUGUACAGAACUAAGCGCCUUAAUUUAAGAUAUCUAAUUUAUUGCAUUAGUCAUGUUUAGUAGUCCACUAUGAAACAAAGCAAGCAGCAUAUUAUUAGAAGAGAUUGUUUAUGUUCUAUUUUACUGAAUGAGAUAGGAUUAAAAAAAGAAAAAGAAGAAAUGAUUAAAGGCUAAGUUCUCUGUGAUAUAGGAAGAUAGCCUCGAUACAGAGAUACAGACGUUAUCGUUAUUGUUCUUAUCAUUAGCGCUAAUAUUAAAUAUCGUCCUUGUCGUCGUUGUUAUAAUAAUAAUAAUAAUAAUAGUAAUAAUAAUAUAGAUAAUAUG
Messenger RNA from Polistes dominula (European paper wasp), 7338 nucleotides. RefSeq lists its product as uncharacterized. Gene Ontology annotation, molecular function: protein binding. The record is from RefSeq and is a predicted model, not a curated record. NCBI's taxonomy places the organism in Eukaryota, Metazoa, Arthropoda, Insecta, Hymenoptera, Vespidae.